Molecule: messenger RNA, 2881 nt
Organism: Ictalurus furcatus (blue catfish)
Lineage: Eukaryota; Metazoa; Chordata; Actinopteri; Siluriformes; Ictaluridae
Gene: cenpu
Product: centromere protein U
Exons: 12
Coding region: 1578-2774 (398 amino acids)
Cellular component (GO): nucleus
Source: RefSeq, a predicted model, not a curated record
UGUUCUAUUGGAAAACUCAGAUCUGAUCCUCUUUGUGGACGGGUCAGCAUCACGUGACCCAAAGACAGGUAAAAAUCGAGUGGGCUAUGCAGUAGUGACUGCACACGAGACGGUCGGUCAGGAAUUCUCCCCUCAAACCUUUCAGCACAAGCAGCUGAAAUGUAUGCCCUCAUAGAGGCAUGAAGACAUGCUGAGGGACAGUCAGUAAAUAUCUACACAGACAGUAGAUAUGCCUUUGAGGUAGUACAUGAUUUGGGGACAAUUUGGAAACACAGGAACUUCCUGACGAGUUCAGGAACACACAUAGCCCACCACAAACUAGUCUCUGAGCUGCUAAACGCAGUCCUACUCCCCAAAACUACUGCAGUAUGCAAAUGCGAUGCACACACACUAACAAAUUAGACCAUGUUUUCCUAGGAAACGCUUGAGCGGACAGUGCAGCAAAGCAAGCAGCUGCAUCUAUGGUCCCAAAACUCAAAAGAAAAUAAAUCACUCCUUUACUGCUUUCAGACCUCCAAGCACGAGCUACUGACGAGGAAAAGGCUGUGUGGCACAAAGCAGGCUGCACGGUUGUUGAUGGAGUUCGGCGAUGCCCCGGGGCUGUCCUUGUCUUCAAAGUUGACGCAUGGCAAGGACCAUGCGUCAAAAAGGGGGAAUGAUAGCUGCGAUAAAGCAUAAGUUUCUCCAAUUACUCAAAAUUUUUUAUAUAAAUAAAUAAAUAAAUAAACAAACAAAAAAAAACUGUUGUUUACCCUGUUUGCGCAACUCAUAACGUGCGUUGAGGUUUGAAGGUAGAGAAGGCCACAUCCCCAUGUCCAAACAGGACACAGACACGGUAGUGAUAAUGGCACACCUUUUGUGAGCCAUGCCCUUAAGUAGGUGGGUGAAUAUUUGAGCAUUGAAUUAAAGAAUAUCAUCCAGCUGCAUAUCAUUCAGCUAGUGGUGGAGUGGUAGAGAGAGAAAAUGGGACACUAAAAAACAGAUUGCGCAAAUGCUGUUCUGAAACAGGCUUAGGGAUGGGCUUAGCCCCUUUGGGAUAUCGCUUGGGAGACCUCCACACACAGGAAUUGGACCUGUGACAGCUCCUUUCCCGACGCUGCAGCAUGUGAUGAUGCAAUGUAAAUUACUGUGCAACCCUGUCCUCUGCUUUGCACUCUAUACACAAGCAGGUAAAGGCAGCACUUCCAGCUCUAGCCACGGUUCCGCUGCAUGAUCUGAAGCCUGGAGAGUGGAUCGUGAUCAAGGACUUCCGCAGCACCAGGUGGAACAAGCCACGGUGGUCGGGGCCAUUCUAGAUUCGUCACUCACUCUGUGGUAAAGGCCAGCCAGAGAGCCAUGUGGAUGCAUGCGAGCCACUGCAUGAGGGUGCCAGAGCCAUGCACUGAGCUGGAGAAGAUGGGACUGCAAUAGGAGAACUAGACCAUAAUUCUCCAUCAAGAAUCCACAGACUAGCGAGACAGGGUUUCAUUGGCUGAACUCAGUACUCGGGGAAUAGGGCUCAUGGAUAUUAAUCGUCUGUCUACCAAUAGAGUGGGAGUGAGAAAGAGAAUGAUUUGCCAGCGGCAGAAAGCCCGGACAUGUCGUCGAUAGAGAAAGCCAGCUUCCUUCAAGGAGAGGAGUAUUCCUCCCACGGUAACCCUCUACAUAGCACCGCUCUGGAAGAUGAAAGCAGACCCGAAACUGAUCAUCGACUCGAAGCCACAGCGGGGAAGCGGACAAGUGAAGGAAGAGAGAAUGAAGUCCGCGGCGUGACUGAGACUCCGAAGAGACCAGUCUGUCCUGCGAAAAAUCUGAAAGCGCGACAGGAAAGCGACGUGCAGGCUCAGAAGAAGAGCUCCAAAUCUAGAAGGAAUCAAAAGCCAACAGAGCAGAUAGACCGUGCACUAAAAUCUCGACGUGUGCAGAACAUCUCAGAGAGAAGAAAGAAUGACGGCAAGAAAAGAGCACAGUCUGAGGGAACAAGUAGUGGGGGUUCAGCCACUGACACGUCACCUGACGCAGUUCACGCCCAAAGCCAGAGGCGGCCAUCUUUGUCCUCAGAGGACUUGACUGAUGAGGAUGAGAGCUUUCACCUGAGCAGUGAGAGACCUACGGCAUCCCGCAUGAGUCUCCCGAGGCCAAAGUCGUCAUCCAGUCAGCCGCAGAGAGGUCAGAAACAGAAGAGGAAAUCUUCAUCUGGAUCCAGAGACUGUGGUAAUCCCAGUAAGAAGCAGAAACCUGGAGGUGUGAAAAAUCCAAUUGCUCUUGAUGUUGUACUUGAAGCGUUCCAGGAAUUUGUCACCCAGUAUAAGGAGCCAGUGAGCUCUGAGGUUGUUAAAAAAGCCAUAAAUGCUUUUUCUCACUCAUUUGAGGAGCAGCUCACUGAGAAGAUCACUGCAGCUAAGGAUUUCAACAAUGUAAAGCGUGAAGCUGUAAAGGUUAAUAAAACCCUAAACCAGAAGAAGACUAGACUUUUGGAAGCCAAGAAUGAAUUAAUCAAGAGUACGGCUGAGGCGAGGAAGCUUGAAAAAGAGCGCAGUGAUCUGGAGCAGAGGCUCACGGCUUUAAAACAGGGCACUGCCUUUCUUAACAACCUGUAUGCGCUGAACACGAGAUACCUGCAACAUCGCAGCACUCAUACUGAUGAACCAGAAACGUAUGGACCAUCCUGCAUGCCAGCUAUGCUGCUGGAGGCCAGGAGCAUCACAGGGACAGAAAACCAGUUAAAGAACAUCAAUGACCAACUACAGCGAGUCUUAGAGGAAACUGCUCACGAAGAGUAUUGCAAUCAGUGAAUUUCAGAUUUUUGACAUUGUUAUUUUUGGGCAGUUGAUUGUGUCUUAAAUUGUGUCUUAAAAUGAGUUGUUGAAAAAUAAAGCUAAGGCUAAGUUUGUCAAAUAUA